CUGCAGGUGCUUGGGAACACAUCAACAAUAUGGCUACAUGCCCAUGAAUAGUUCAUGAAUUACCACGGUUUCAGGGAAAAUUAGAGAAUAUUUGGAGGAUGGGAGCGACCUGUAGCAGUGAAAGCACUGUGCCACCAAUAGACACUGUGCAAAAGCCACUGUCUUUCAUCUGCGAGUGAAUUGAAUCAUAUGGAUUCUAACUAUAUCAGAGAAGUUCUUGGUGGUGUCCUGGUUGAAGGUCUCACACAGGUUGUCCUGGAGAAACCAGCUGAUCCCAUUGAGUUCCUCGCACACUGGCUCUACAAUCAGGUUGGGAGGCAACAAGCACAGGGUGACACUUUACUACCAGCCCUCUCUGGUCCAUAUCUCCUGCCUCAUGUCCAGAGCCGGGACCUAACUCCAGGAGAAUCCACAAAGUCUCAGCCAAGCUUCCAACAUGUUGACUUAGUGUCAUCAACCGAGACACCACUGGAUAUCGGCAUUGACCUAGAUUUCAAUGAGCGAUGUGUGCCUGUCCACGUAGAUUUUAGAAACGACUUUGGGGAUCUUUUUGAUGAUGAAGAUGUCCAAUGAUUACCAGAGAAACCAAAGCCCAAGCCGGCACAUCCUACCGUAAGCCCCGAGGGUGAACAGCAUCAUGCCAGACAUGAUGACCCUUUGUGUCAAAAUACAUCAUCUCAGGAAGCCUCAAAUACUCUGGAAGCAGAUGGCAUGAGGAGCACAUCCAGAGCAAGUUCCAGGCCGAUUCUGUCCAGUAUGAGCAGGGGCUCAAAUCACGAUUCUUGUGUUAAGGGGAUCACCCUUGCAUCACCUGCUUCAACAGAUAUGGACCAGGUUCAAGAUCCUGUAGAUGACAGACCAGCUAGCAAAAAUGUUUUCCAGGGUGAUGAGUCCCUUGUGGAAGAGAGCACAGUUGGUCAAGAUUUGGAUGCCCCCAUCUCAGCUGUUACAAUGCCUGUUGAAGAAGUGCCAGUUGAGAAAUCUCCAGAGGUGGUGAUUGCCAAUACCUACAAACCAGUGAUGAUGUUACCAAUGCUUAGGUCACCAGCGGCUAUCUCAAGCAUCGCUGCUACCUGCAACAGUAAGUGGCCGAUCCGUUGCUAUGGAAAACUUAACAUCAACGUCAACGCAAGUUAUGGGGGUAGUGCGGCAUUGGCACUUGUCUCUUGUGCCUACGGGGAGGAUGGAAACGGCAGCACGGGCAUGUUGUACUUACUCAGGUUUGGAUUUGACGGAAACCAUCUUGAAACAAAGACCAUCAGCCAGUGCCAUCAUGGUCACUUUGGGCCGUCUACAUCCUUUCUUUGCGAAGAAGAUGGGACUUUGCUCAGCGAUAAUCUGUUCGGGACCAACCACCUCUCUCUGAUGUCUAACAAUGGAUUGAUCACUACCAACGACUCGGGCGUGGUUGUCAGCGGCCAUGUCUUACCAAUCAAUGUCAAUGGUCAGUACGCUGGGGACUAUGGUGGUGGCGCCACCUUAAUUCUCUGCAGCAGUGCUGAACCAGGGGUGAGUGAUUCUACAGUCACCUACGGACUGUACACUACACGGUUAGGAUAUGCAAACAACCACUUCACUGCAAAAUUCUUCCAGGGGGAGGAUAAGUGGUCAUUUUCAGUUGAUGGACAGAGUCGUCUGUGCGUUUCCGGCCCUGACAAUUCUCGCUAUUCCGUGUUCCACAAUCGCCAGAACCUCCUCCAAGAUUGCCCAGGCAUUGAAGGGCGUGCCACAGUUGCCCAUUUCCAAGCGUUCAACGGGCAAGAUGAAACAGAUUUUCCGGUCAGCUAUUCCAGUGCAAGUCACUCUGUUGUGCUUGUCCUAUGUUCUAACAGUAGUGGCACUGAAAAUCAAACAGCUGCUGCCGUCUAUAGUUUAGCAAUAAAACAAGACUUAGACAAGCCCGAGAUAACAUCUGCUUCUCUUGUUGAAGGGUCAGCCGGUUCGAGUUACCCUUCUCAUGAUCUCUGGAGCUUUCAGGUGAAGAAUCGAAACGUGGUUGUAACUGGACCGGCUGGACCGUGUCGAUAUGCAAUAUUUACCAACGUGCCGGAUGGAAACGCUGCUUCUGUUUGCAAACAACAGGCUUGCCUAGCAACAGACAAGUAUCAGCCGAUCCGAGGUGUGGUCAGUAUUAAUGAGAGUGAGGUGUUAGGUUUUGUUGACCGGCAAGCUUCUAUCAGUAUUAUCAUGGGGGAAUCGGAAGUUGCUACAUUCUCUGCCGACCAGCUGAUUGAUGUUGACCGACAAUCGUGCCAGUUUGCAUUCCACUACGCCUGGAAAGAUGAAGAUAAAAUGGUAGGGGCUCGCUGGGCAAGAGUUUAUGCAGUGGAGGAUGGCAAGAGGAUUGAACUGAAAGACUCUCCCCGUCGACUCAUCCACCAACCAAAGGGUGUCAUCUACACUCUGAAUGCAGCCAGCAACACCUACCAUGCACUCAACGACAUUACAUAUGAAAGUGAACAUAAGCGAUGGGCAAACUUUAGCUAUAGUACUAUAUUUGGUAGUCGUCAUCGGUGUGGCGGUGGUGUGAAAAGCAAUGCUUGGCAGCCAUAUGCAAUCAAGAACACCCAUGAUAGUUAUCUCUACCAUAUGUGUCGGAGUAGAGGUGUAGAAGCCCAGGAUGAACAGGCUGUGGACUAUCAGCUGACUGACAUGCCUAGUCAAGCCCUCACCGUGCGUGUCCACUUCGUCGGAGAAAAAGCUGGUGUCACUAUCAAUGGCAAAGACUUUACGGCACAGAUAAGCAAGGAGUUUUCCACCCAGGCCAAACGCAUGACAGGUUAUACUGCUCGCUAUGCUGAUCUUGGUCCAGUUAAAGCUUCAAACAGCCGCCUGCAUAUCAGUGUGAAGAGUGGGAUGAUCUGUGCUUUUGCUGUCCUUGGUGAUUCCUAUAAAGAAAAGCAUAAGGAUUCCACGCAGAUUCAGGCUGAGAAUGACAUGAAACAGAAACUCUGUGACGAAGCUGAGCCUCUUAGCAGAACCGUGAUCAAGAAGCAGAUGGCCAUUGUUGGUUGGUCGCAAAAUCUUCUUCAGAAUGCAAGUGCUGAGGAGGGUAACAUGAAGCAUUGGAACACCAGAGGCACAUUUGCCACUACAGAGGGAGGUCAUGGAACAGAGAGGGCAUUCACGACUUCUCACAUGUGGUGUACCAAAUCUCAGGUUGUUGAGUUGACACAGUUAUUCCCACCAGAAUACCUUGAUACUGCUCCGGAAAUUCAGGUGUCUGAGUGGUAUAGAGAAGGUGUGUGUGAGGGCGGUUUCUACAAGUUUGAGGCGGCUCUUCUUGACGGGAACGGUGAUAAUGUAAAGCAUUAUGAAAGUGGCGAGAUUGGGAGGAUCUAUGAUAACAAGGAGUGGCGACAGCAGUCUGUUGUCUUCAGUGGUUAUGGCCCCGGCGUACGAGCUGUCAUCAUCUCGAGCAGCGGCAAAGAUGAUAAGUUUUGGGGUGGCCAGUAUGGAGUCAUGAUGUCUGAUGCAGUUGUCCGCGUGAAGAGGCAGACAACCCCAGCGGAGGGUGAUGCACUCGAGGACACAGUUAUUGUAAGUGGGGCGGAAGAAAAAAAAUCCCAAAGAGAAAGAGAUCAAAUGAUUGUAAAGAUUCUCACUGAUAACCAGGGCUUGGUUGAAGGAAUGCUUGAGGACCAAGUUGUGGCCAAGGUCGAUACGAAAUUUUCCCACCAGGUAGCCAUACUGCCAUCAAGCCGUGUUAAACGUAAGAGGAAAAAACGUGAAAUCCGUGUUUUUGUUUCGAGUACAUUCAGGGAUUUUAGAGAUGAGAGAGAAAUACUCAUUAAAAAGACAUUCAGAGAGAUAAAUGCUCUCUGUGCAGAUCGAGGUGUUUUCUUCACCUAUGUCGACCUGAGAUGGGGGAUCACUAGUGAGCAGACAGACGAUGGCAAAACCAUAGCCAUCUGUCUACAAGAGAUUGAUAAAUGCCGUCCAUAUUUCAUCUGUAUGAUGGGAGAUAGGUUUGGUUGGUGUCAGAAGCAGGGUGAGCCCGAUCAGAUGUUGGACAAGAGCUAUACCUAUGCCAUCGAGAACCAUAACAAGACGCUGGGUUGGAUUGGGGAUUAUAGAUAUGACACGAGUGUGACUCAGCUUGAAAUUUUACAUGGAGCACUAAAUAACCCUGAGGCCAGUAAAGGGCGUGUGUUCUUCUAUCAGCGAUACCCACCAAAGUCAGAUGAUAUGUCGGAAAAUGAUUUUAAGGUGAAAUCAUCAGAGAGUGAGUGGCACCAUAGCAGGCAGUACUCGAUGAGGGAGAAGGUCAAGGGAUCUGGCUUCCCUGUCAAAGAUUAUGUUGAUCCUGUCACUGUCUCUGCCCAUAUCAAAGAGGAUUUACAAAACUGCAUUGAAGAUGACUUCCCGGCCGGUACGCAGCUUACACGACUGCAGCAGGAGAAAGAAUCCCAUGAUGCAUUUGCGGAUGCCAGACGGCAUGUGUACAUUGGCAAAGAGGAGUAUUUCACCAGCAUUGAUGCCCAGGUGGAGACAUUCACCGGAGCACCUUUCGUUAUCCUUGGAGAAUCGGGUUGUGGUAAAUCAGCCUUGGUUGCCAACUGGGCGGGAAAGUUGGAGGACAGAGAACCGGACACAUUUAUUUUCUUGCAUUUCAUUGGCAGUACUGCGGAGAGUGCGUCCUACAUCAAGCUACUGAGACGAUUGUAUGAAGAAAUCAAGGCUUACUUCAAAGUAGAGAUGCCUAUUCCUUCAACUGAUACGAACAUUGUGCGGGAGCUACCAACAUGGCUGACGCUCGCUGGGAGUCGGAGGAAAUGUGUGAUAAUCCUGGAUGCAUUGAAUCAGUUGGAUGACGGCCUGGGAAUAGACGGCACAGAACAGGACUUGACCUGGAUUCCUAAGACACUCCCCGCUGGUGUCUUUAUCAUCUUGUCAACUCUUCCUGGCAGGGCAAUGGAUGCUUGCAUAGCUGCUGGUUGGAAGUCAAUGGAGGUGGCAAGGUUGGAGCAGUCGCAGAAAGAGCAGAUCAUCACAGAUUACCUUGAGAACGUCUAUGGGAAAACCCUGAGUGAUGACCAGAAGAAGAUGAUCAUCGAGGCACCACAAACAAACAAUCCUCUCUAUUUGAAAGCACUUCUUGAUGAGGUGCGUAUCUAUGGGAGUUUCAGCAGCUUGUCGCAGAAGAUAGCAGAUUAUCUGUUGGCCGACACUCCUGGGGAUUUAUUCACCAAGAUAUUGGAGAGAUUGGAAGCCGACUUUGAGAAAGGGUCGAUUGAGAGAGCAGGCCUUGUUCGGGAGACUACUGUUGCCAUCUGGUGUGCUUCUAGAGGAAUGUCGGAGGAUGAAUUACGGGAGCUACUCCAGGUCCCAAGUGCAGUGUGGUCACCAUUCUACCUCUCCCUAGCUGAGAACCUUGUAAACAGAAAUGGCAUCCUCAACUUCUUCCAUGACCAUCUCCGCCAAGCCGUUGAGAGCAAGUACCUCCCAGCACCUGAGGAUAAACAGCGCGAGUACAAGUUGUUGGCAGAUUUCUUUGAUAGCCGAGAACUGAAUAGCAGAAAACUUGAAGAGUUACCUUAUCUGUUGACGAUGGCUGGAGAGAAAGAGCGCCUGAAGGCUACCAUCAGUGACCUUGAUGUGUUCAGACACCUCAUCAAGGGCGAGGUGGGCAAGUUUGAGCUUAUCAAGGCUUGGAAACUGCUUGGAGACUUCAGUAUGGCUGAGGGAGCUUACUUGGAAGCUUUGAAAAAUUACUCGGGCAAUUACCGUGGUAAUGAUGACGUCAUGAUCGAGCUCUACCAAGACAUGGGACAGUUCUUCUCGGAGUUAGGCUUGUUGACCAGUGCAAGAACUAUGUUCGAAAAUCUCGUGAAGAUGUUGGAAACAAAGUACGAGAAGUCACACGGAGCCGUCAUUUACGAUACCAGGAACUUCAGACGGACAUACAGAUGUAAACAUCCACUUUUAUUGAAGACUUUGCACCGGCUUGGAAAUGUUUGUGAAAAGCAGAAGGAUCUUGGCUCAGCCUUCAACUACUAUCAAGACUCACUCGAACGGCAAGAUAGAGUUGAGACACCAGAUCAAGAACUCUUGUUGUGCGAGGCCCUUCUUGGGUUAGCUGCUGUGCUGAUUGCCAAAGAUGAUGCCAGAAAUGGAAAACUAGUCCUGUUACGAGCUCGAGAACUUGCCAUGAACGUGCUGGGGCCUCGUCACAAUUACGUUGCUGCAAUUAUCAAUAAACUUGGACAGCUUGCCUACAAGCAAGGCCGAAUUGAUGAAGCGCUCGCCUACUUCAUACAAGAUCUGAAUCUGACAAGGAGCGAGGUUGGCACCAACCAUCCCCGUGUUGCGCAGAUCGUCAAUGAUAUUGCCCUUGUUUAUGAUGACCAGAAUAAUACUCUGGCUGGAAACCUGUACGAGACAGCUCUGAAGAUUCUGCUUGAUACGUUUGGUUCAGUGCAUGUGGAUGUUGCAGUUGUCAGAUACAACCUUGGCGCGUUCUACUUUGCGACGAACUACUUCUCAAGGGCAAGAUACCAGUUUCAAGAAGCUGUCAACAUCUUUGAUGCAUACCUUGGAAGUGACCAUCCAUAUACUUAUGCUUCAAAUGAAGCUUUGGCAGCUAUGCCAAAUUGAUAAACAACGCCCUUACCCCACCCGUCUGUUAAUGAAAAACAUUUUGAGUAAAAAAGGGUCCAAAAUUGAUGUGUAAACAAAAGUCUUUGUUGGUUGUAAACCCUCAGUGUUGGGUCUAUGUUAACCUCUUGAAUCCCAAAACUUGAAAAUCCCGGGGUCCCAGGGUGGUCACGUGGUUGCGAAAUUGGGUCUGACUUUCACGACAUAUAGCGCCCGCAUACAACUGCCAAAGUCCCGUCCCGAGGCGCCAAUUACCCAGGCAUGCUCUAACUGACCCUACUAUACAUCAAACACGCUAUAACAAGCAAUAAACUAGCGUCCCAGCUCAAGGGAAUAAAAAUAUCACUGAGACCGACCUGUUAUUUCAAAAUGACCGACUGGUCGGUCUCUGCGAUUCAAGAGGUUAAGGUUUCAAAACCCUUGAGAGUGGAGCUAGAUGCAGUCAUUGAGAGCUCCACCCUCAAGGGUUUUAAAACCUUAACACCGAGCGUUCAAUUCCUAAAACACAAUGUUGAUAUUGUUAGGUCCGUUAUUUAACUGAGCUUCACCGCCAACAUCGUAGAUCUUAGUCAGUGCUAAACUGCCAACAUCGUAGACCUACGUUCUAUUAAUUCUUUACACUCAUCUCAGAUGGCGUGUUGUUGGUAUAAUGGUUCCAGCCAUCAUCUGCUCAGUUUGCCUCACUUUGCACAUGUUUUGGUCAUUCUUUGCCAUGUAGAGGGGGGUCAUUCUACUAUUGAAAUGACGUAAUUGAUAUUGAAACACGUGGCUCUUCUGCAUAAUGUGGGGAAUCCCCCUUAGCGCAUCAGGAGAGUGUUUUUGUGUAUCCCACUCCAGAACAAAAUACUAUUGACCCAGGGAGGUAAAAAGGAGACUUCUGAGAUGAAAAUAAGACAAGUUUGGUGAGUGUAGCUUAUUUAUGUCUGAUGCCGGUAGUUUGGACUCAUCAUGUAUCUGGGUGACGCCUUGGGUCUCACACCAGGAGCUCUUUUGCUGUCACGUUUGAUGGAUUUGAUGAAACUGUGUCUCCAUCUGUUGUUGAGCAGAGCAGUGAUGGUAACUCUCGCUGUGAUCAGGGAAUCAUAGGUCCCAGUUUGAAGGGGUUAUCGCGUCUAGAAAAGGUAUUUGAGGAGUUGAAAAUCAGGAAUGUGUUUAAAGUGUAUAUAUUUAUUAUACGAAGAAUUAAUAAAGUCUUUAUUAAUUCGUCAUUAUACUUAAAGUCUAUGAAUCUCAACUUACAUCUCUAAACUGCUGUUUCUUACACUGAAAUUGUUUUGUUUAUCAUGUUUAUAGACAUACAUAUUAUACAUUAUCUACACGUGAUGAAUCUCAUUUGUUGAAGGUCAUUUGGUUUGACUGUGCAGAACUUUUCUAUUGGUGUUAAUCAUCAGCUGUUACAUCUGUUACAGCUGUUACAUGUAUUAACAGUUUUUAUUAGCAGUUAUCAGUAGAUGAUGUGCAAUCUACUUCCAUCGUGACCAGUGCUAGAAGAUUUUCCCAAUUGGUUACCAGUCUUGGCUUAAGGAAUUGAUACCGAACUGGAGGUAUUGGUUGUCUCACUAAAACCGCUCGGGUGGAGCUAAAAUGUCGACCAAAACCAAGGCCAACAUUUUAGCUCCACCCAUGCUUUUGAAAUGUCUGAUCUGCUGUGAUUCUUUAUACAUUUAUAUCAGUCCGGGAAAUGUUAGAAUUCAGGUACGUAUCGGAAUUCAGAUACCCAUAUCAGAAUUCAGAUGCCCCAUAUCAAAAUUCGGAUACCCCUUAAAGGCCAUAACUCAAGGUUUUUUGCCAUUUUCUGCUGUAAGACGAUUUCAAAAGUGUACCUAACACUUUGUACAAUACAGAAAACCAAAUGCAAUUAGCUCCAUCCAUUUUGAAGAUAUAGCCAAUUAUGUGUUUGACAACUUGAUUACCUAAUCAGGCUAGCAACUGGCUUGUUAGAGCCAGGCGACAGUUUCAGCAAAAGUUGUGAUGUAGAUCAGGCCUCUGUACAUGUCAUGCAAUCAUAAAAGCAGGAGGGCCUUAAUUAAUUAUGCACACCUGGAAGUAAUGUGUUUCAUUCACUAUGGUGUAUUGUGUGGCUCCGAAUUGUGUCAAGGAUAGCACAAAGAACAAUCGAAUGACGGAUGGGACCCAUUUUCAUGAAUUUCCAAAGCCAGUUGAACGAGAGAGGAGGAAACUGUGGAUUCGGAAGUGCAAACGUUUGGAGUGUUGGAAGCCUGGGCCUUCGGCCAAACUUUGCAGUGAUCACUUUAUCGAUAUGGAUUAUCACAUGAAGCCGGAUAUCUGCAUCUAACUGAAUAUUAAAUGCCACUUGUUAAAAACAGCUGUUCCAUCUGUAUUCGAUUUGACCAACCCCACUUACAUGCGACAGCCUCCAAAGGAACGUUCGUUAGCCAAAAAACGUAAACUCUCAUUAUGAUCUAGUGAUAUUAAUGGCUCGAACAUGUACGGCUCAACGUUUAAAUAUCCUUCUGUAUCGACCAAAACAUCCUCAAAUUCACUGCUCUCACUCUCUGAACUGUAUGCGGAAGCCAUCUUGCUUUGUUCUGACUGGCCUGAUCUACGUCAUCAAAAAAUCCCUAGCGGCCACAUGUGGAACUAAUCUAAAGUUGUGUGUGGUGGGAAAUUCAAAUAGUUUAAAAUUGAAAAUUGAAAUAACUAAAUAAUGACUUUAUUAUUAGAAUUUUUUUAAUGUCUGGGAUCUUGUUUUUUAACCCUCAACAUAUUUCAUGAGUAUCAAGCAUGUUUUCAAACCUAGAUAUAUGGCCUUUAAUCUUAGUAAAGGGCUUAAUUGAAGGACAUGCCAACUACCCACCCAGGGCUAUCACCUUUGUGAAGACAGAUGUUAGAGCUAUUCUUGGCUUCCAUUUCUAAAGCUGAUCCCAGAUUUUGGACCCCAUCAUUUGUGCCCUUUUUUGAACAUACCGAAUUCUUCAGUACAAAUAAUGUACACAUAUGAUGCACAGGGAAAUGUACAGGAGCUGGAUGUAAUUGCUGCUUACAAGCAAACGCUCGGGAGAAUUUACAAAAGCUGGUUUGACAGUGUUGUGCACAUUUUUUUUACUAAAUCAUGCAAACAUAAACUGCUGUCCUAUCUAUGUUUCCUCCCCCAAAUGGACAUAUUUGUAAAAAUCUGGCCCAAAGUAUCAGAAUUCUGAUACCCUAAGUAUCCGAAUUCUGAUAUGGGUAUCUGAAUUCGGAUACGUAUCUGAAUUCUAACAUUUCCCGAACUGAUAUGAAGUUCCGUGUGUUCGAAUAUCCGUCCAGUGUGUUUGACUGUUUGUUCUCCUUUUGCAUCUUGAAACUCUGAAUAAUUGUGAAAACUUGCUUUCAAAAACAGAAAAGCUUUCAGUUCUAAUGUUCUAUCAUCGAAAACACUUUGUUGGAAAAUCAAUCUUCUUCAAAUUUUGUCUGUGCACUACAAGACUUCAUCAGAAAACGCCUUGGUCCUUGUUGAUAUUCAAUGUUGCUUGAGAAUUCUAAAGUUCGAAUAAUUUCUGUUGUUCAGACGAAACUUUGAACAACAUUGAAUUUCAAGGGUUGCUUGUGAUAAUAGAACCUUUAGACGAUAUAUUUAUAAAACCAUGCUGACAAACCUGAAUACCAAACCUCCAAACACCCUAAACUACCCUCUGCUGAAGGCCCUGGCCACCCCUAACUACCACUAAACUACCCAGGGCCGUUUUGACCCGGUGUUUUGACUCUAUUAAAGCAGGGCCGUUUUGACCAGGGGCCGUUCUGACUGGAUACCGUUUGGAUCUGUGAUGUUCAAGUUAUCAAGUGUUCUUUGGAUCUCAAGUGGGACUUUGGCCGUUUUGCGCUAUUACAUCCCUUGUCUAUGCUCCCUAAUUUUUUCAGAUUACCCGGAAAAUUAUGUAUAUCUUCCUCUAUUUACUAAAAGAAUAAAAUAUAAAAAUCUGUCAUA
Molecule: messenger RNA, 10525 nt
Organism: Lineus longissimus
Lineage: Eukaryota; Metazoa; Nemertea; Pilidiophora; Heteronemertea; Lineidae
Exons: 35
Coding region: 712-6597 (1961 amino acids)
Cellular component (GO): Cul4-RING E3 ubiquitin ligase complex
Molecular function (GO): protein binding
Source: RefSeq, a predicted model, not a curated record